Molecule: messenger RNA, 5164 nt
Organism: Parasteatoda tepidariorum (common house spider)
Lineage: Eukaryota; Metazoa; Arthropoda; Arachnida; Araneae; Theridiidae
Source: RefSeq, a predicted model, not a curated record
UUUAUUGAAAAAUUAUGCGCCUUGUUUGUUUGUUUUGCUUUCACUGCUUGAUUUGACUUAUGAAUGACGUGUAAAGAAAUAAAAAAUGGGAAAACCUACUAGGAAUAUAUUUAAAUUAUUUAUUAUAAUAUUUUUCAAAUUCUUACAUGUUUCUUCUCAGGACUUCAAAUUUGGGUGGUGCGCUGAUCCUGAAUGUUCAGUACCUGUGGCUGUAGGCAUUACUACAAUUAAUUAUCAUCCUCCAGAUCGAAGCAGGCUUGGUUUUCAGCCAAAUCAAGAAGUAAUAGUUUAUGUAAGAGAGUACGGAGAAAAAAGAGACUUACUAGGUAUUGAGAUAAAUGGUAGAAAAGGUUAUGCUCCAAAGAAUUUCAUUAGAGAAACAAAGUCUCUGGCAAAAGCUGUAGUUCCUGCUAAUGUAGAAUUUUUGCAUACACCUUCUAGAAGUUUUGUUCAUCAUGAGACUAGUCAUUUACACAUGUCAUCCAAUAUUCCUUCUGUUGAAACACCAAACUUCAUCCAUACCACAGUGCCUAACACUUUAAAUCCCCAACAAAGUAUGCAAGGUGUUCAGCAUUCUGAAGUGCAUUUGGAAAGUUCCCCUCAUCAUCGAUCUCAUCAACAAUGGCAUGAUGAUAACAGUCAUUUUCAUGCUUCAUCUGACUUAUAUAUUGCCAAAAAUGCUGAUUCUAGAAAUCAUUUUUCUCAAAGUGGAAGCAUUAAUUACCAAACUUCUCAUGUUGAUUUUUCUAGUCAUUCCCAUUUCGGAUCUGAAAAUACCAUGGCAUCAAACUUUGUACCAAAUGCUGAAAUCUUGAGCAAUUCUCACGGCAGUGUUCAAUCUUAUCAAACAACGCAAUCCACUGAACCUCAUUGGCAAAAUCCUUCUUCACAGUAUUAUUCUCAACCAAACUUAGCUCAUGAAACAAUUAAUAGCAACAUGAGGCAAAAUUUUGAUUCCCAAAGUAAUAAUUUGUUUCAUUCUCAAGGUUUUGACCCACAAAGUAAUGUUUUACAUCAUUCUCAAUCUCCUCACACAACUCCUCAACAAACGACUCAUAACCAAAUGUUUACACAGAGUCAUACUCAAUCUAAUAUUCCUCAUAUGACUCAAAAUCAAAUGGUUACACAGAGUCAUACUCAAUCUAAUAUUCCUCCUAUGACUCAAAAUCAAAUGGUUACACAGAGUAAUACUCGAUCUAAUGUUCCUCCUAUGACUCAAAAUCAAAUGGUUACACAGAGUAAUACUCAAUCUAAUGUUCCUCCUAUGACUCAAAAUCAAAUGUCUACUCAAAGUCAUAUUCAAUCUAAUGUUCCUCCUAUGAAUAAUUUUGAUGAAGGAUAUGAUGAGACGAUGGCUUUGCUUCAAAAUCAGGGAUAUAACACUGCUGGAGAAUUUACGAAUCAGUUUGCCAGUCAACAUCAUUCAGAGAAGCAAACUACUUCCUUUCAAAGUGUACCUUCUGAAAAUUUAGGUUGGAAUCAAGAUUUUCAUAAUAAACAACCUUUUAUGCAGUCAGAACAUACUCCUGAACUGGUAAGCAGUGAUCAUAAUAACCUGAAUAAUCCCUCUUCUGUUUUAAACAUGGACCACCUUCAGCAAAUGGUAGAUUCUCUUUUUACCGAGGAUAUUCCAAUUACUCCUUCACAACCUAUUGCUACUCAGGAAACUUCAACAUUUCCAUUUGAAGAGAGAAUGGCUGCUAAGGUUGAUAGAAUCAGGAAACUAGCCAAGACGUUUGAGAGUACAUUUGAGGAACAUAGUAAAGUUGAGGAUGUAAAUGAGAUGGAAGAUGAAGAUGAUGAAGAAGACUAUGUUGAUUAUGAAGCUAUAUAUUCAUCAAAAUCUAUGAAAAUGUCUUUGUUGGAUAAAACUGAGAAAGAUUUGGAUUUAGCUAUGAAGACUGAGCAAUCUAAUACCGUAAGUGAACACUUAGUCACAAAAAGUGAUAUAAGUCAUACAGUGGAAAGUGCGUUAUCAGAGAGAGAGUCCAAUGUUCAAGAAACUUCUACAAGUAGUACAGCUAAUGUGCCAAAAGAGAGUGGAAAUCAGGAUUUAUUUGAGGAUUCUGUUUCAAAAUCUGAUCUACAUGAAAAGAAAAUUGAAUCCAAUGAAAAUGUCUUUGAAAAGAAAGUUGGAGCUAUUUUGGAAACUACUAAAGAGUUAAAUAAUAUUAGUUCCAAUAAAGAUGAACAUUCAAAUGAUGAUUCUUCAAAUAGUUCCAUAUCAGAAGAAUCAGAUGAUACAGAAGUCUUAUCUGAAGACAAAGAAAUUGAUUCUGAUAUUGAUGCUGAAAUAUCAGAUGAUAAGGAUUUAGUUUUUAAUGAGAAUGAAAAUGUACUUGAUAUAAAUAGAGAUACUGCUGAAAAUGUUAAUGGUUCUGAAUCUUUUGAUUUAUCUAGUGAUAGUUCUAAGUUAGAUAAUUUGUUAAAUGUUUCAGAAUUUAAAGAAACUGAAAGUAAUCUUUUAAAUGCAUAUCAAACUCGACAUUUAAAAGAUGUUGAAAGUGAUGCUGAUAGUUUUUCAUCAACUGAAGAAACGGAGCAAUCUGGAAGUAAUUUUGAAUUUGAUAUAUACAUAGCUGUAGAAAAUACUUUUGUUGCUAUCAGGACAUUUAUUGAUGCCCUACUACCUUGGAUUCCAGAACCACUUUAUACCAUAUUAAUGGAUCUUGAAAAAGAAGGAAUUUCUCCAAAAGUGACAGUGUUUACAGCUCUAAGUGCUAUUCCAUGCAUAAUUUUAAUAGUUUCACUUGUUUUUAUAAAGGGGAAAUCGAAGGAAAAUAAAUUAAUUGCUAGACUUACAGUUUUGGAAAGAAAUUUUUAUAAUUUAACUGCCGAGAAGAUAAUUCUAGAAGAAAAAUUAGAAAAAGCUGAAUUAGAGCUCCAAAUUUCAAGAGGUGUUAUUGAAGAAGAAAAAAUAUUAUCAUUUAAAUUAAAGACAGAAAUUGAGAGUCUGAAACAGCAGCUUGAGGAAACUACUUUGGAAUUGGAAAAAAAUGUUGAUGAAGUAGAAACUGUGAGAAAAAGGGAGCAUGAAUAUGUUGAGCUGAUUCAUGAUCAUGAAAAAGAACAUUUAAAGUUAUUAGAACAGAAAGGGGAAGUUGAAAAUAGAGCACUGGAAUUUGAAGAAACAUUAGUUAUGCUCAGAGAGUCAUUGCAAGAAAAAGAAGUGGAAUUACAAAAUUUGCUUGCAGAAAAAUCAGAAUAUCGUCAAGCCAACGAAAUUUAUGAAGAGAAAGUUAGCCUGCUCCAAAAAAAUUGCAACCAGCUUUUACAAGAAGCUGAAGUCUGGAAUUUAAGAGUAAAUGAGUUAAAUGAAAAGCUAAGUCUGGAAACACAAAAAAAUGAAGAGGCAGAGAAAUCACUGCAAGAGAAAAUCACUGAAAUUGAAUCUUUAUCUGAAGCAGUUCAGCUUUUCAAAACUUUUGAAGAAAUAGGUGGGGAUAGUGAAGAAUGCAAAACUAGCGAAGAGAAACUGAAAUACUUAAAAAAUUCUACUCAUAAUUUAAUGAAAUUACAAAAACAAGAGGAAGAAAACAGACUAUUAUCUGAGAGAUUAACUGAAGCCAAAAAUAGACUACUUGAUAUAGAAGUUUCUAUAUUGGAUGUCAAAUCUGAAAACGAUAAAUUGAAGGUUAAUUAUAAUCAAGCACUUCAAGAUAAAGCUGAAGCACAAACAAAGCUGGAAGUUUUGACUAAUUAUUUUAAAGAUAAAGAGAUUCAAUUGCAGAAGCAACUUGGAGUACAGGAAGCUGUUCGGCAAAGAACUGAGGAAGAUGCUACUUCAGCUGAACGAAGGAUAUGUUUGAUUGAACAAGAAAAUGCAAGUUAUAAGUACCAAGUUGCUAGUAUGAAACAAGAAAUUGAAGAGACUGAACGAAAUCUAAAGAGUCAAAUUUCUUUGCAUGAAAAGAAAGCUCAUGAAAAUUGGUUAGCAGCAAGAACAGCAGAAAGAAAAUUGGAAGACACAAAACAGGAAGUAACACAGUUAAGACAAAGAUUAACCUUGCUUGAACGAGAACAAGAGAAUUGGUCCAAUUCUACCAGAGAUGAAAUAAUAAGACCUGUACCAAAAAGAAUUAGCAACAUGAAUGACGAUUCUGUGAAUACGCAAGACUCAAACAGUUCGUUAGAACUCAGAUCAAAUCUAUUUCCACCACCACCACCUAUGAUGCUACCCCCUGAUAGGCCACUGCCACCUUUACCUCCAUUACCACCCUUUUUACGACCAUUUGAUCCACCACCUCCAUUUGAGUCAUUACCUCCAUUUCAACCUCAACCUUGGAAUAUGCCACCUCCUGAUGCUGUCUCAAAUUCGGACUUUAGAAUGACUCCUUCAGAUUAUGGUAGAGGUCGUGAAUCCACGCCGCCGAGAGGACGAAAUUCUGCUGUUGUGGAUGGAGACUUAGGACCGAGGCAAUCUAGUCCUAUUACAGAUUUGAAGAACUCUAGAAAUUCAACUCCACCACAUUUGUUACCCGAUUUUCACGAUAUUCCUCCUCACCCAUCUAGACCUUUCUAUCCUCCUCCAAUGGGGCCACGCACAAGAUAUCCUAUGCCCCCUAGAUUUCCACCAACAAAUUUUAGAAGAGAAUAUCCUGGUCAAAGAAGGAUAGAUAAUCAAGAAGAAAAUAGUUCAACCUAUGGAUCGCAAAAUGCACCCGUGCCUCCAGAUGAUUGGCAUAAUUCAAACACUAGAGUUUAAUAUGAAGCGAAAUCUGUGAUUUAGUAUUUAUUUAAGAUGUAAAUAAAAUUAGAUAUGAAUUUUAAGAAGCAGGACAUUUUAAAUUAAGAUUAUUUGAAUCAAUGGUCAUAUGUCAAUCUAGAAGAUUAGUUUCCUGCUUUAAAGUUUUUGAAAAAAAGAAUUAAGUUUGCAUCUUGGGAUUGUAUGUACUUAAUUAUUUUAAUAACUGUUUUGGUGAAGUUUUGAAUUAAAUGAGACAAUUUGAUAUGAAUUUUAUGUUUUGAAAAACAUAUAUAUUGUAUAAUACUGAACUUGUCGUGUUAAUGUUGUAUUCAUGAAGAAAAAGAAUAAUUGGAAUAGUAUUUAAUAGUUCUUUUCCUUCAUAUUAUUUUAUAAUCAGUGAUUAUGUAUUGUAUAUAUAGAAGAUUGCAAAAUCGAAACUGAUGUUACUUUGAUUUGAAAUAAAUCUUUUUCAAUUCC